AUGCUGUUGCUCUCGCUGUUAUCAAGCAUUUGGAUUGCUGCACCUUUGGUCCUUGCCGAUGCACUACCACAAUCCGCCAUUUCUGGUCCUUGCAUUGCUGACGAAGACUGUGCUGUAUACAACAAACGUCUUGCUGGAUGGGCUCCUGGUCCACAGCCCGGCGGAUAUCUGUGCGUGAAUGCCAUGUGUAAAUACGUUGUGGCUGCUGGUGAGCUUUGUUCAAGGUCAUCGGAUUGUAGUGUUUAUGAAUAUAUCAGACGGACAGUAGCACGAAAUGCUUCCGCAUCACUUUUACCAACAGGUUCCGUUGCUAACAUGACGGGAUAUAUGAACUCAAUUUGCAGUCCAUCAUACUGCACGAUUGCAUCUACUUGCUCGCGAAUUUCCGAUCCACUUUUCAACUAUGACCCUACAUUUGGCAUAAUUAAUCUUCCAGAUCAACACGUGGGAAACUCUUGUUGUGGUGGUGCAACAGACCAUGAUGCUUGCUCACAACUAGGCUCUUUUCUCGAUAUUUGUAGUAUUGAUCAUACUUGCUCCGCUUCUCCUGAUCCAACUAUAGAUCAUUUAACAUGUGCUCCAGUUAGUGAGCGCUCUACUCAGUGGAUUGGUGUCAUUAUCACUCUGGUUGGUGCAGCUACUCUUAACAUUGGUCUUAAUCUGCAAAAAUUGGCAUUGCGAAAGCGUCAAGAAAAGUUUGUCAAGAAAAAAGAACAGCAGCGAUCCAACGUGGUUCGCAAAAUUACUUCUUUUCGUGUAGGCCUUUCUGAUUUGUAUCGGAAAUAUUCAUUUGCUAGUUUGCCAUUUGGUCGUCGUACUCCAUCAGAGUCGCCUCCCCCAGCUUCGACUCAAACGGAUGAGUUAUCUACCAUAAACAUGCCUGAAUCUACCUUCAAUUCCAACAGCCGAAGUCCUAAUCCAACCACAACAGGCGAUCUUCGGCCUAAUCCUGGUGAAACAAAUCUUUUGUUGGAUGGUUUGCCAACUUCAAAAGCACACACGACCGAUUCUUUUGCUCGUCCUACUACCAACGUGUCUCAAACGCAAGAUUUCUCCAAGUCUCGUGAGCAUCUUAAUACAUUCGAAGCAUCAUCAACGAAUGCACCCAUUGUUGCUCUAGAUUCAUCACAUUUAACUCUUACGCAGUCAGAGAAUAAAGUAGCUCACACCGAUUAUGAUCGUACAGGAUUUCCAGAAACAUCCGAAUAUAGCACUGUUUUGAAUCAGCAAGCUGACCAGGAUGAAAUCGUUUCUCAGGAUGCAUUGAAACCCAAGUCAGGAGCAGAAAAUACUAAAUUAGCAAACGGCAAGUACCCAGCACCUGUUCCUCGAGCCAAGUCUACAAAUGAUCAUCGAGCUCAUCGUCUUAGCAUGGGAAACACACCAGAAUUUGAAAAGAAGCUCAAUUUCAGCAGUCUGCUACGUAGCCCAGCAUGGAUGUUGGGAAUGCUGGUGUUUAUUAUUGGAAACUUUUUAAACUUUAUCGCUUUGCAAUUUGCUGCUCAGUCUCUUGUUGCUCCAUUAGGAUCUAUUUCUCUUGUGGUGAACGUAAUUAUUGCACCGUUGCUUAACAACGAAAAAUGGACAUACAAAGAUGUUGUUGGUGUGAUUUUGAUUGUGGGUGGAUCAAGUAUGGUUGUAGCAUUUGCUGGUGUUAGCGGCAAAGACUACAACCUUUGCGUGUUGAUGGCACUGUUUCGUCGUGUUCCAACCAUUGCGUUUUUAGUAGUGACAAGUACCUUGAUUGCCGUCGUAUUUUGUACUAUUGUCAUAGUGGAAAAGAAUUUGGAUAUUGUAGAUGAACCAACUGCUGCAACAAUCAAGGAAACACUUGCUGGACGACUUAUCAAGGUUGAAACAAAUGGGGAUGGAAAUGACGAAGAUCGGCCUAGUGAUGAGAGCGAUGCCCAGGUGCCUGUGAUUGCGGAUAAUAUAAAUGGACUGACUGUGAGUGUUCGUGAACGCAUGACAUCAGAUGGUGAAACUCGGCGUACUCUAACACUUGCAGAGGCUCCAUCUCCCCUCAAAUCUGGCUUUGGAGAAGAAUUACAAAAUGGAGAUGCUUCGAGAUUCAUUCCUAAAGAAAACACGGUUGGUAAUCUAUUGAAUGCUAAAAAUUCUGAUGGCCGGUCAGUGUACUCGGUAUGUCUUACUUUUGUUGUUGAUGAUGCCAACAAGCAAAAAACGACACAAUCCAACACGCCGUCGCUCAGCACGUCCGCACCCAAUGCCAGUGCAAGCUUUCUUCCAGUCGUCCCCAAAACAUCAUCUAUUGGCGGAUUCGAGAAUGUAAGCCAGACUGCUAAAGUUGAUACUCGAUCUCCUUCAUUGGAUUGCAGCAAUGACAUACAUGAGGCUGUUUGUGCCUCGUCUCAAGACCAAGCCGAUGAUACGAUACACCAUUUAGGCCAAAUUGCUACUGUUCCUGGUCGACCUACUCCAUUUGGAAUAUCUUCCAGGCAUUCGCACGACACUCAUAUUGAGCAUCAUCCCAUGAUGCCACCUAUUUCUCUAUCUCGUGAACCAACAUCCACAUCGACAGUAAAAUCCUUCAAACCGCAUAGAUUGAAGUGUUUGCAGUCUAUCCGUAAUGCAUUCAACCAGCUUCCAUUCAUUAUUUUUCUCAAAAAUAUCAAACUUGUUCCACGACUCAAGCACAAAAUCUCGCUCAGCUCAAUUGCUGUUCGAGUGAUUCUUCCUUUUAGCUAUGCCUCGCUCGGCGGUUUAAUGGCAACCAUUACUGUUCUUUUUGCAAAAGCUACAGUCCAUCUGCUUUCAGCCACUUUUUUUGAAGGUAACAACCAGUUCAACAACUUUGGAUCGUGGUUGAUUACAGGUGUGACGGUUGUUACUGCUGUAAGUCAAAUAUACUGGAUCAAUAUGGGUCUUCAACGGUACGACGCACUUUUGCAAAUCCCAGUAUUCUACGUUGUGUGGACAUUAUUUGAUGUUGUUGGUGGUGGAAUCUACUUUGAUGAAUUUAGAGGAUUCAACACCAAGCAAUACGCACUGUUUAUCUUUAGUGUGUGUGUGAUUUUUGCUGGCGUUUCUGUGUUGGCAAGCCGGCUAAAGUCUUUGAGCGACGAGGAAAUACUGCUGAAUGGUGGAGUUGUUCCAGAAGUUGGUAAAGUAGAACAAAAGAAUGACGAGGAAAGGGGAGGAAAUCCCCUAAUGUCUCGAAUGAACGAUGAAUCAGUCAGUACCACCAAUGGUAAACCCUGA
Molecule: messenger RNA, 3222 nt
Organism: Batrachochytrium dendrobatidis JAM81
Lineage: Eukaryota; Fungi; Chytridiomycota; Chytridiomycetes; Rhizophydiales
Exons: 2
Coding region: 1-3222 (1073 amino acids)
Biological process (GO): magnesium ion transport
Cellular component (GO): membrane
Molecular function (GO): magnesium ion transmembrane transporter activity
Source: RefSeq, a predicted model, not a curated record